Pseudophryne corroboree (corroboree frog) is the source of this 2475-nucleotide messenger RNA. Its product is annotated as pendrin-like. NCBI's taxonomy places the organism in Eukaryota, Metazoa, Chordata, Amphibia, Anura, Myobatrachidae. Gene Ontology annotation, cellular component: plasma membrane. Gene Ontology annotation, molecular function: chloride transmembrane transporter activity; bicarbonate transmembrane transporter activity; oxalate transmembrane transporter activity. The coding region runs from base 1 to 2475 and encodes 824 amino acids. Gene Ontology annotation, biological process: transmembrane transport. The transcript has 20 exons. The record is from RefSeq and is a predicted model, not a curated record.
AUGGAAUCAGGAAACAUGGAUACAGACAGCCCUCCUGGGUACAACCAAUACCUUGUGGCAAGAUCUGUUUACUCAGAGCCCGCUUUCCAGGAGGAGAAUGAAAAGAAGGUGAUUGUUCAAAAGACUGUCCAGGAGAAGCUGCAAAAGAGCUGCAGCUGUACAUCCAGAAGAGCUCUUUUGAUAGUCAAGUCAUUUUUCCCAAUUCUGGACUGGCUGCCAAAGUACAGAUGGAAAGAGUGGUUUGUACAUGACCUUAUCUCAGGAGUCAGCACGGGGCUUAUUGGCACAUUACAAGGUUUGGCCUUUGCAUUGCUUGCUGCGGUACCAGUAGGAUACGGCCUCUACUCAUCGUUCUUCCCCAUUUUAACAUACUUCUUCCUGGGAACAUCUAAACACAUCUCCGUUGGGCCAUUUCCAGUAGUCAGCCUGAUGGUUGGUUCAGUUGUUUUGUCUAUGGCUCCUGAUUCACAAUUUACCAUGUCAAGUAACAACACUGGACUGAACCAGACAGUAAUAAACACAGUGGCCAGGGACGCAGCUAGAGUUGUGGUUUCAGGGACCCUAAGUUUCUUAAUUGGAAUCAUUCAGCUUUUACUAGGUGUUUUCCAAAUUGGCUUCAUUGUCAGGUAUCUGGCAGAUCCACUAGUUGGUGGCUUCACCACGGCAGCAGCUUUCCAAGUGUUUGUCUCACAAUUCAAGCAAGUGCUGAAUGUUCCCGCGGGUAACUACAAUGGAGUAUUCUCUAUAAUAUAUACAAUUAGAGACAUCUUUCAAAACAUUGGAAAAACCAAUAUUUGUGAUCUGAUUGCUGGACUUCUGACCUUCAUUUUGUGCGUUGUGGUGAAAGAACUUAACGAUCGAUACAAGCGCUACUUACGAGUACCAAUUCCUAUAGAAAUCAUUGUGACAAUAGUGGCAACAGGGAUUUCGUAUGGAGCCAAUUUACAACAGAAAUAUAAUGCAGGGAUCAUAAAAACAAUUCCUAGUGGAUUUAUACCUCCAAUGACACCAGAUGUCAGUAUGUUUUCAGAAAUGAUUGGCUCAGCAUUUUCCAUUGGUAUAGUGGCUUAUGCUGUGGCCGUAUCUGUGGGGAAAGUGUAUGCCACAAAACACUGCUAUGCCAUAAAUGGUAAUCAGGAGUUUAUUGCAUUUGGCAUCAGCAACCUGUUUGGUGGCGCUUUCUCCUGCUUUUGUGCCACAACUGCACUGUCACGUACUGCCGUCCAGGAAAGCACAGGUGGGAAAACCCAGAUAGCUGGUCUAAUUUCAGCCGUCAUUGUGUUAAUUGCAAUAGUGGCACUUGGCAGACUUCUCGAACCAUUACAGAAGUCUGUGCUGGCCGCUAUUGUCAUAGCAAAUCUUAAGGGAAUGUUCUGGCAAGUGCUUGAUGUACCUCGCCUAUGGAAGCAGAACAAGUGGGACUCGGUCAUAUGGGUGUUCACGUGUAUUGCAGCUAUCAUACUGGGACUCGAUCUAGGACUGUUGGCUGGUUUAGUUUUUGGAUUGCUAACUAUUGUUCUGCGUGUUCAGUUUCCCUCAUGUGGUGCUCUUGGAAAUGUACCUGGAACAGACAUCUACAAGGAAGUCAAAAAAUAUAAAGGUGUUGUUGAACCAAAUGGAAUUAAAAUUGUUCGAUUUACUAGUGGAAUUUUCUAUGGGAAUAUCGAUGGUCUGAAAAGUGGCAUCAAAUCAAUUGUUGGAUUUGAUGUCAUCAAAGUUUAUAACAAGAGAAUCAAAGCACUGAGGAAAAUAAACAAACUUAUUAAGAAAGGACAAUUAAGAGCAACUAAGAAUGGUAUCCUCAGUGAUACAGGUACCGAUAAUGAUGGGUUUGAGCCCGAUGAUGACCUUGAAGACCCAGAAGGAGAGCAGAACCCAGAAGUUCAAAUGAAAGAAGUGGAAAUCCAAGUAGACUGGAAUUCAGAGCUGCCUGUAAAAGUGAAUGUACCAAGAGUCACUAUUCACAGCCUUAUUUUUGACUUUGGCCAAAUAUCUUUCCUUGAUGUUGUGGCAGUAAGGUCUCUGAAACUGAUAUAUAAAGAAUUCAAGAGGAUUGAUGUAGACGUGUACAUAGCAGCAUGUGAUGAUAAUGUUUUAAAAAAGAUGGAAGAAUGUUUGUUUUUUGAUGACCAGAUCAAGCCAGACAUCUGUUUCUUGACUAUUCAUGAUGCUAUACUAUAUAUAGAGAAUUACAGAAAGUUCAAUGAUGCAAGUGAUCCUAUAUUGGAAAAGAUCUCACUAAUGCAAGAGUCUAAAGAACCACUGGAAUACACAGACAUUGAUCCACCAAUCGAGGACCUGGAUGCCCAAGAGGAGUUUGGCACCAAUCAUUGCUUUAUAUUGGACAAUUCUUCAUUAUUCUUCAGGCACAUUUUAUCUUAUUCAUAUGAACAUUUCUUCAAUGCAUCUUCAAUACUGAUCCUGCUUAUCUUUAUGCCAUUCACUGCAAUACGUCAGUUUAUAUAUGGUGACUAA